This is a messenger RNA of Daphnia magna, 758 nucleotides long. It is a transcript of the gene mRpS17, whose product is annotated as 28S ribosomal protein S17, mitochondrial. Gene Ontology annotation, cellular component: mitochondrial small ribosomal subunit. Gene Ontology annotation, molecular function: structural constituent of ribosome. The transcript has 5 exons. The record is from RefSeq and is a predicted model, not a curated record. Gene Ontology annotation, biological process: mitochondrial translation. The coding region runs from base 207 to 686 and encodes 159 amino acids. NCBI's taxonomy places the organism in Eukaryota, Metazoa, Arthropoda, Branchiopoda, Diplostraca, Daphniidae.
AAAUCGUCUGCAUCUUGUUUUUUUUCCUGUUCAUUUGAGGCUCAUGUCUUGCUUCUUUUGAUGUAGUACCCUGUUACCACCUCUUACACCCGCAAUAAUCACGUUCCUAAAUCCUUGAUCUUCCCUUUCCCGUUUUUCUUGCCCAUUCUGUGUGCAAAAAUCCAGUAUUUGUACCAGUCUGAAUACGUACCCAACCUCGUACCGGUAUGGCUGCAGUACAAAUUAGUAAGCUUGCAUCGGUUCUUGCUCGUUGUUUGCCAUCAGACGUGAAGAACGCUGCGAAAUUCAAAGUAAAGCUAGUAGAAUUUGACCAAAAUUUAAAUAUGCACUUUGCUAAACAUGUGACGGUUUAUGCAAAUGAUCCAACCAAUGCAUGCAAACCUGGUGAUGUUGUGUUGAUUGACAAGUUACCUAAAAAGCUUACAAAGCACAUUACCCAUCAAGUUUACAAGAUUGUUUACUCCUUUGGUGAUAUAACUGACCCAAUAACAGGAAAGAAAGUUGUUGUAGGAAAGUAUCGUGAUGAAAUUGAAGCAAAAAAUGUUCUGUUUGGGAAAAACCCAUCUGGAUUUGACUAUGACAGGGCUCAGGACAGGGGAUGGCAGGCUGGAAAGAGAGAUUUCUCUGAUAAAGAAACUUAUAAAAAGUUUCAUAUGUUUGAUCAUGAUGAGCCAUAUGCAGUGUAGUAGGUGUAACAUUGCACCAAUGUUCUGUGAACAUCUUUAUGCCAGUUAACAUAAUAAAACAGUCAUGUUGUG